AUGCUGAAGAAGGAGAUAGCACCAAACCAACCUAUUUAUGAUAACCAGCCGCCUAGUGCUGAAGAAGGAGAUAGCGCCAAACCAAGUAGAGUAUCGCCCUACAUGAAUAGACCCGCUACGCGGGCCAGACCCAACAAAUUUAACUUACCUCAUCCUUUGAUUGCUCCACGUGAUUGUGGUAAACCACUUCUAAACCAAAGAAUUGCCCGACUACCCUGGCAAUCAGCUUCUUUAUCACCCAUGGAUGACUGUGAUAUUGGAAAUGCGGGUAAAAGCCUAUUUAUGAUAACCAACCUGAGUGUUGAAGAAGGAGAUAGCACCAAGCCUAGUACAAUAUAA
Molecule: messenger RNA, 339 nt
Organism: Melampsora larici-populina 98AG31
Lineage: Eukaryota; Fungi; Basidiomycota; Pucciniomycetes; Pucciniales; Melampsoraceae
Exons: 3
Coding region: 1-339 (112 amino acids)
Source: RefSeq, a predicted model, not a curated record